AUGGCUUUCAAUUGGAGCACCGGACGGUUUCCGGCCCGUAAUGUAGCUUCAUGUAAGGGCAAGUUGUACUGGAGGAACAUGAAUCGGCAAGUUGUUGUCUUCAAUCCUCUCCGUCAGUGUUCCUUGGUUGUUCUUGAUAUCUCGAGGUUCUUCGUCGAGCGACUGAUGUACUGUGACGUCUGGGCGUCACAGGGGGUUCUGCACUUGAUCAUAAUCGAGCAUCAGGGAACUGUUCGAUCGAAUGACGUCUUGUGUGUUUGGAGACUGGAUGCAGGAGGUGUUGAGGAAUGGAGGAGGCUAUACAGGGUGUCAUUGAAGGAUAUGUUGAGUGAGGUUCAGGGCAUGGAGAUGAAACGUGUGCUGGGUAUGCAUCCAAACAAGCCGGAAAUCGUCUUCCUAGAGUUCGUGCACAUCGAUGGGAAUACUCGUGUCUUGUCCUGCAAUUUGCAGAAGCAGGAGCUGCAGUUCUUCACUGAAUAUCGGUCGGCAUCACUGGAUUUCCUUCACUGGAAUGUGUUUCAGCCGAUCCUUCGUUGGCCUACCCGAAUACCGAGAUACGAGGAUUUGAGAGGUGGGUUUGAUGGAAGCAGCAGUUUUUGGGUCCAGAAGAGCAACAAAUCAACUGCGGCGCGUUCAGAGGUAGGCAGUUUUCUACAAAGACUGCAACUUUAGAGUUUACUAGGUAGCCUUGGAUCUUCAGAUGGGAAAGAGGAGGAGAUAGUUUCUAGAGGUUGUUUGGAAGUUAUGGUUUGCUUCCUCUGGCAGGAACUCGUUUCCGAGGAAGUUAAAUAGUUAUGUUGCUAGAUAGGUAAUUACCAAGUCUACUUCCAUUGUUGGACUGUAGAUACCAUUUGGAAUUUUGGAUAUAUGUACGGUCCUGUAACUUUACAUUCAAAGAUUAUAAAGUAGAUUGAUCUUUUCGCCUA
Molecule: messenger RNA, 926 nt
Organism: Linum tenue
Lineage: Eukaryota; Viridiplantae; Streptophyta; Magnoliopsida; Malpighiales; Linaceae
Source: the annotation of a GenBank genome assembly